GCAGCCGACCUGCCUCCGCCACUCCCGAACAAGCCUCCACCCGAGGACUACUAUGAGGAGGCCCUUCCCCUGGGACCGGGCAAGACCCCUGAAUACAUCAGCUCCCACAACGGCUGCAGCCCGCCCCAUUCAAUUGUGGAUGUCUACUACGAAGAUGCAGACAGCAGCUACCCUGCGACCAGGAUGAACGGCGAGCUCAAGAGCUCCUACAAUGACUCUGAUGCAAUGAGCAGCUCCUACGAGUCCUAUGACGAGGAGGAAGAGGAAGGGAAGAGCCCACGGCCCAGGCACCAAUGGCCCUCAGAGGAGGCCUCCAUGCACUUGGUGAGGGACUGCAGGAUAUGUGCCUUCCUGCUGCGGAAGAAGCGCUUCGGGCAGUGGGCCAAGCAGCUGACGGUCAUCAGGGAGGACCAGCUCCUGUGCUACAAAAGCUCCAAGGACCGGCAGCCACAUCUGAGGUUGGCGCUGGAUGUUUGCAGCGUCAUCUACGUGCCCAAGGACAGCCGCCACAAGAGGCAUGAGCUGCGCUUCUCCCAGGGGGCUACCGAGGUCCUGGUGCUGGCCCUGCAGAGCCGGGAGCAGGCCGAGGAGUGGCUGAAGGUCAUCCGAGAGAUGAGCAAGCCUGUCGCGGGAGCUGAGGGCUUGGAGGCCCCCAGAUCCCCAGUCUUCCUGUGCAAGCUGGACAUGGACAAGACGCUGUCGCAAGAGAAGCAGACCUCAGACUCCGAUAGCCUGGGCAUGGGUGACAGUUCUUCUACCCUUGGCCGCCGAGAGGCUUGUGAACAUGGCAAAGGAAAGAAGAGCAGCCUGGCAGAGCUGAAGGGCUCAAUGAGCAGGGCUGCGGGCCGCAAGAUCACCCGCAUCAUCAGCUUUUCCAAGAAGAAGCCACAGACCGAGGACCUGCAGACGUCCUCCACUGAGGAGGAGGUUCCAUGCUGUGGCUAUCUGAACGUGCUGGUGAACCAGGGCUGGAAGGAACGCUGGUGCCGCCUAAAGUGCAACACUCUGUAUUUCCACAAGGACCACACGGACCUGCGGACCCAUGUGAAUGCCAUCACCCUCCGUGGCUGCGAGGUGGCUCCGGGCUUUGGGCCCAGACACCCAUUUGCCUUCAGGAUCCUGCACAAUCGGCAAGAGGUGGCCAUCCUGGAGGCAAGCUGUUCAGAGGACAUGGGUCGCUGGCUUGGGCUGCUGUUGGUGGAGAUGGGCUCCAGAGUCACCCCUGAGGCGCUGCACUAUGACUAUGUGGACGUGGAGACCCUAACCAGCAUCGUCAGUGCUGGGCGCAACUCGUUCCUAUAUGCAAGAUCCUGCCAGAGUCAGUGGCCUGAGCCCCGUGUCUAUGACGAUGUUCCUUAUGAAAAGAUGCAGGACGAGGAGCCCGAGCGCCCCUCUGGGACCCAGGUAAAGCGCCACGCCUCCUCCUGCAGUGAGAAGUCCCACCGUGUGGACCCACAGGUCAAAGUCAAGCGCCACGCCUCCA
This is a messenger RNA of Galeopterus variegatus (Sunda flying lemur), 1483 nucleotides long. Its product is annotated as actin filament-associated protein 1-like 1. The annotation marks the transcript as partial. The transcript has 11 exons. NCBI's taxonomy places the organism in Eukaryota, Metazoa, Chordata, Mammalia, Dermoptera, Cynocephalidae. Gene Ontology annotation, molecular function: SH3 domain binding. The record is from RefSeq and is a predicted model, not a curated record. Gene Ontology annotation, cellular component: cytosol.